CAAAUUAGUACACAACUGUACUAACCCAAAUCACCCAAUCAAUCAAAUCAAGACUCACUCUUAAACCACAUCGGGUGACAUUCGAUUUUCCAGACCUUAAUUUCUUCUUUACAACAAGCAUCAAGAAGAUGACCGAGGUUGCUUCAAAUCAUCAACCAGGAAAUUUAUUGGAUUUGGGAGCUUUUGUUGGUGAAUUGACUGUUGAAGACGAUCUACCCAGUGAUGAUAUCUCACUGGAGGGACUAGAGCAAGAACUUCAAGAUUGUAAAACUGAUGAUGUAGUUGCUACUAUACUGUCCAAAGGUACAAAAUUGCGGGAUUACACCAAGGAUGUCGAGAACAAUCUGAGGCAAAUUGAGCUGGAUUCCAUUGAGGAUUACAUCAAAGAAAGUGACAAUCUAGUCUCACUUCAUGAUCAAAUUCAUGAUUGUGACACCAUUCUCUCGCAAAUGGAAAAUAUUCUCAGUGGAUUUCAGGCCGAGAUAGGUUCAAUAAGUUCAGAUAUAAAGAUCCUUCAAGAAAAAUCUAUGGAUAUGGGGCUCAAGCUGAAAAAUCGCAAGGCAGCAGAAUCAAAAUUAGCCAAGUUUGUUGAGGACAUUAUUGUCCCACCAAGAAUGAUAGACAUAGUAGUCGAUGGAGAGGUGAGUGAAGAAUACAUGAGAACCCUUGAGAUUCUUAGUAAGAAACUGAAGUUCGUUCAUGUCGAUGCCAUGUUGAAGACUUCCAAAGCUCUAAAUGAUGUUCAGCCUGAAUUAGAAAAGCUUCGCCAAAAAGCAGUUUCAAAGGUAUUUGAUUUCAUGGUUCAGAAACUUAAUGCUUUGAGGAAACCUAAGACAAACGUUCAGAUCCUUCAACAAAGUAUUCUUCUGAAAUACAAAUAUGUGAUUCAGUUUCUUAAGGAACAUGGAAAAGACGUACAUGUUGAUGUUCGUGCUGCAUAUAUUGAUACCAUGAAUAAGGUUUUAAGUACAAAAAUCCGGGCUUAUAUUCAAGCCCUAGAGAAGUUGCAACUAGAUAUAGCAACUUCUAACGAUUUGAUUGGUGUUGACACCAGAAGUACUAGUCUUUUCUUGAGAGGAAGAGAACCGUUAAAAAACCGGUCUGCUGUUUUUGCUUUGGGAGAGAGGAUAAAUAUUCUCAAGGAAAUUGAUGAGUCCGCCUUGAUUCCACAUAUAGCUGAAGCCAGCUCUAAAAGACAUCCUUAUGAAGUCCUUUUCAGGAGCUUGCACAAGCUGCUUAUGGAUACUGCUGCUUCUGAAUAUCUUUUCUGUGACGAAUUCUUUGGAGAGCAAUCUAUGUUUUAUGAAAUAUUUGCAGGUCCCUUCUCUGUCAUUGAAGAACAUCUGAAUACGAUUCUUCCAAACUGUUUUGAUGCAAUUGGUCUGAUGCUCAUGAUUCGCAUUAUAUACCAGUACCGGCUUAUAAUGUCUCGGAAGCGAAUACCGUGUCUGGAUUCAUACUUGGAUAAGGUCAACAUUUCUUUAUGGCCACGGUUUAAGAUGGUAUUUGACAUGCACCUCAACAGCCUUCGAAAUGCCAAUGUCCGCACUUUGUGGGAAGAUGAUGUACAUCCUCAUUAUGUAAUGAGGCGUUAUGCUGAAUUUACAGCUUCCUUAAUCCAGCUUAAUGUUGAUUAUGGAGAUGGUCAGCUUGAACUCAACUUGGAGAGAUUGCGAAUGGCUGUAGAUGAUUUACUUGUCAAGCUUGCCAAACUAUUCCAGAAACCAAAGUUGCAAACUGUAUUUUUGAUAAAUAACUGCGACAUGACAAUUGCCGUAUUGAAGGAAGCUGGUCCCGAGGGGAGCAAAAUUCAGAUGCACUUUGAAGAGUUGCUGAAAAGCAAUACAUCCAUUUAUGUGGAGGAACUACUGAUGGAACACUUCAGUGAUCUAAUCAAGUUUGUAAAGAUUAGAGCAUCGGAGGACCCAAGUUCUGGUUCGUCAGAGCGGCCGAUUAGUGUGAGUGAAGUAGAGCCAAUAAUAAAGGACUUUGGCAGCAGAUGGAAAGCUGCGAUAGAGCUGAUGCACAAUGAUGUCAUUACUUCAUUUAGUAACUUCUUAUGUGGUAUGGAAAUUCUGAGAGCCGCUUUGACUCAGUUAUUGCUUUACUACACAAGGCUUUCAGAUUGCAUGAAGAGAAUCGCAGGUGGGUCUAGCUUGAACAAGGAUUUGGUUUCCAUAUCUUCGAUAAUGUACGAGAUUAGAAAAUACUCGAGGACCUUUUGAUUUCAUACAUUGUUUCUGAUUGUCUAAUUUUCUGGCUUUGCUUUUUUAACAUGUUCCUGAUUGUUUUUUUUUUAUUGAAGAGAGACCAUAUAUUUCGUGGCGAUAUAUAUGUAUGGAUAUCCCUUUUUUGUUGUGUAAGCAAAUUCUUAUUUUAAAUUUAUGUCCAGACCAUUUCAUUGA
Messenger RNA from Erythranthe guttata (spotted monkey flower), 2405 nucleotides. RefSeq names its product vacuolar protein sorting-associated protein 52 A. Gene Ontology annotation, cellular component: GARP complex. Gene Ontology annotation, molecular function: syntaxin binding. Gene Ontology annotation, biological process: retrograde transport, endosome to Golgi; endocytic recycling; Golgi to vacuole transport. The record is from RefSeq and is a predicted model, not a curated record. NCBI's taxonomy places the organism in Eukaryota, Viridiplantae, Streptophyta, Magnoliopsida, Lamiales, Phrymaceae.